AUGGGCGAGCUCCCGUUCUUCAGGGCACACGCGGCCUUGCACCCGGACCACCUGUGGAUUUGGGAACGGUCCGUGUACAUAGACGAGAACCAGCGUACCUGGCUGCCCAUAAUCAUCGAGGUACAGCCGCCCUGGGGCCUCCAGGUGCUCAUGCGGCAGGAAGAUGUGCCCCUGGGGGAGGCCCUGUGCCCCAGCCUGCUGGCCCCCGGGCUGCUGCCCUCCAUGUGGCAGCUGUACCCUGAAAGAAGAUACCGAGGCUCGGACUCUAGCUUCUGGCACAUAGUGUACCACAUCGAGUUCAGUGGCACGGAGGACAUGCUCCUGGAGCAGCUGCCGGACCCGGAGUGUGAGUGA
This is a messenger RNA of Hyaena hyaena (striped hyena), 354 nucleotides long. It is a transcript of the gene TCL1A, whose product is annotated as TCL1 family AKT coactivator A. The record is from RefSeq and is a predicted model, not a curated record. Gene Ontology annotation, molecular function: protein serine/threonine kinase activator activity. Lineage: Eukaryota; Metazoa; Chordata; Mammalia; Carnivora; Hyaenidae. Bases 1 to 354 code for a protein of 117 amino acids. Gene Ontology annotation, biological process: positive regulation of peptidyl-serine phosphorylation. The transcript has 3 exons.